CGCCCCCUUUCCCCCCCCCCCCCCACCCAAGGGCCAAGUGGCGAUCGACGGCGGAAUUGACUGCGGAGGGAAACGCGCGCGCGCCAAGAAAAUCAACGGCCAGCACCGAACCCUCGACGACGACGACGAUGUCGAGCGGAGCGGCGCACGAGAACGGCUCUUAUGGCGACAUGGAGCAGCGGGAGUCGCGUAAGAGGACGCUGGACGCGCCCGGCGAUGGCGACAGCAACAAGCGCACGCACAAAGAGGAAAAGAGCUUCUUCCUGAAGCUGCUGGUGCCGAACUGCGCCGUCGGGGCCAUCAUGGGCAAGGGUGGCGAGACCAUCGUCCAGCUGCAGAACGACACGGGCACCGUGAUCAAGAUCUCCAAGGCUCGCGAGUUCUUUCCAGGCACCAUGGAGAGGGUGGCGCUCGUACAGGGCACGGAGGAGGCCAUCGUCCAAGCCCACGACUUCAUCGCAGACAAGAUCUACGGCUGCCUUGAUAAGACUGCGCCAGCCACUUCCACCGAGACGGAUCGUGGAAAUAUGCACGUGAAGAUCGUGGUGCCCAACAGCACGGCAGGGCUCAUCAUCGGCAAGGGCGGCGACACGGUGCGCUACAUCAUCCACGAGUCGGGCGCCUGGCUUGAGGUGUCGCAGAAGAUGACGGGCGGCUGGACGGGCGCAGGGCGCGAGCGCGUCGUGAGCGUGGCGGGCACGCGCGAACAGAACCGCAUCGCCGUGCGCCUCAUUGUGCAGAAGAUCGUCGAGCACCCGGAGAGCAGCAGCUGCCCUCGCCUCAGCUACCCGGCGCAGCCCGAAGGCUACGGCCUGCACUCGGCCGGGGGUCCCAGCGCCGGGGUGCCUGCCUCGGCCCCGUCGGCCUACGCGCAGCAGCAGCAGGCCGCACCCCCGCACCACCACCAGCAGCAGCAGCACCAGCAGCAGUGGUACGGGCGCGGCGCGGGAGACUACGCCGCCGCCAUGCAGCAGUACCAGUGGCCGCAGGCGAUGGCGGCGAGUGGCUACGAGUCGCGCGUCACGGCGGUCCCGCAGCCCGUUCUGCAGGAGGGCUUCCAGGGCCAAGAACUGCAGGCGGUAACGGAGGCCCUGGACCGCCUGUCCCGCUGCGGCUACAGCAUGAAGACCCUGGGCGUGGCGGCCGACGGCACCGAGGAGGAGAAGCAGGGGGAGGCGGCGCCCACCGACGGCUACGGUGUGGAGGAGGUGGGCACCUUGGAGCUGGAGGUGCACGAGUCUCUGAUCGGCGCCGUCCUGGGUAAGGGUGGCCAGACGCUCAUGGACUACCAGGAGGCAACGGGCACCCGCAUCCAAAUCUCGCGCGUGGGCGAGUUCGUGCCGGGAACCAACAACCGACGGGUCACCAUCCUGGGCACGGCUGCGGCGCGGAAAGCCGCCGAGUUCCUGAUCCGCAAGCGCGUCGGCGCCGAGCAGGUCAACCGCGCCACCAGCAAGCGGCGCUAGUGCGGCAGACGGGCUGGCGGUUGGACGGGCGGGUGGGCGAGCUCAUGUCAGCGUCACCUCCGCCCCCCCCCCCCGCCGUCCACACCAUCGCCCCCACCGGGCUAACCCAACCCAGCCGUCACACCUCCAACAUCCUCAUCCCAUCCCCCACUCCCCUCUUCCCCCUCCAUCCUAGCAUCCCACCCCUCCAUACGCCUCCGACUCGGAUGUGGCGAGAGAGAGAGAGAAAGGCCGUCCCUGCGUCCGUGAGUAGACGUGGGCUGAGGCAGAGGCUUUACCGUGUCUCAAACGGGCGUGUGAGAAUAGAUAAAUUGAUAGGCACGCAAGGGCUUUUGUUGGGGACAAGCUCUCGUUUUAAGCCUCUGUUUUAAUGUUAACCCGAUUAUUAUUUCAGCGUCCCGCCAAACUUGGACUGCCCACGCCACCCAGCCGAAAGCAAGCACGCUCGGUCGCCGUGAGUACGUUGGUGUAUAUUUUAUACGGAGGGGGUUGUUGGAAACUGAAAGAUUUUCGAGCAUUUUGAAACUUUUUUCUCUCCCCCCCCCCCCCCUUCCUGUUAGGAGUAAUUUUUUUAAAGUGUUUCUUUGCAUUUUUUUUCGAACCUAGCUGUUGACCGUUGUGAUUACACGUUGCUUAAAUUCUGGGGUUAGGGGUUGGGGGGGCGUGUUUACGGAAGCCUUUUGGUUAAGGAAUAAAGAAAAAAAAGCUAAUCUUGAAUUAACUUGAAGAGAGGAAAGGUCACCCCCAGUUAAGACAGCACCCCUUUUACCGCGUACCGUAGUUCACCGGGCUGGUAGAGCCCCUGUGUUUGUUUGUUUUUGACAGGAAGAGGAAUGUGAAGGGGUAUACGCUGUACCGUGGAGAAGAAAGGUUCGGUAGCAGGAAAGGACACCGUUGAUUUAGUCUUGGGCCCAAGAAAGCCCUGUGUGAUUUCACUGUACCUUUCAUAACUCUUGAUAAGACUAAAAAAAACACGGAAAUCAGCAGAAGCUAAAACCGCAAACAUCUACUCAUUCUAUAGCUUUCGCCACCCGUUUGAAGAUGAAUUGUGAAUACGCGUGCCCCAUUAGCGAGUCUAGUGUUCGUAUGUAGCUGCGGUUUAAUGUGAAAACCCCCCCCUUCGUUUGUUUGCAUCAUAUUUCAUUACCAAAUUACAUUGCAUGUAAUCACUUCUUUAAAUAAAACCGGUUUAACCGAACGUGGGAUACCCAUCUUUUGCGUGCUCUCUGAUCGCCUUCUGGAAUCUCGCUCUUCCUCCUACGAGAUUGCAAGCCAAAAAAAACAAACGGCAGUUAUCUUGCAGAUGUUCGAAUUGGUCGUGUGUUCCGGGCCGUCCAGCGUCGAUGAGGCUGAAAUUUUGUAUACAGAUGAAAUAUUUAAAAAUCCCCCAGAGAUGUCGCCACCACAAUGAUGUGUAUACAUCAAAUCGCCCUGAAUACGACAGAUUCCGGAAGCUUUUAAGGGGGUUUAGGCCGGGUCAGUUUGUGAAUGGGAUACCACCACCCAGGCUUUUGCUGGGUGUUGUAGGUGCAGUGGGAGUUGGUGUAGCCACUAGAUGGCAAUACUGAGUCUCCCUAUUGUGAUAUUUUUCCGGAUACUUGCAUUUUCCUCCUAUAUGAAGCCACUCGCUGAUUUAAUUAAACACCGCAACGUAGCAGGAAGGACCCUCCUGAAACAACGAAGUCCUUUUGACCUCGUAAAGCUUUGAUGGGUAAAAAAUAAAUCGGUGCUAAUGGGUGUAACUUCACCUCGCAUCUGAGACCUUGUUAUUAACCAAAGCUGGUAUGGGACAGCCCGGGACACAGCCUAGGCAUACAUCUAUGAGAUUAGAGCUGUUUGCUUUUUGUCUUGCAUCUUUAAUGUUUCUUCUUUCUUCCAAUUUUAUUCCAGAUGUGUGGUUAACGUCAUCUUGGAGUCAUGAGAGACACGUUUCCAUGCAGAGUUGUCACAGCGAGCCGUUUGACGUCACCCUGCCACCCACUACUUCAGUAGCAUCUCACCCACGCUAGAUGCUCACCGUCCAUAUGCCCGGCCAAGAGUUUCCAUCGUAUUGCUGUUACAAUGAUCAUUUGUAAAAUUUUAAAUGUUGUUGAAUUAUUGUUAAGUCCAAUUCAAUUUGACGGUAUUGUUUUGUGCGGUCAUUGAUAAACGGGCUGAGACCAUCAACUCGCUGCACCUGGGAACCCGGUUAAAUCACGGGUGGCUGCGUGGAUUCAAAUCCUUGUAAAUCACAGCGGUACCAGAUCAGCCCUGUUGCCCCCGACACUGCCUGGCCACUUGUUUGACGUCUGAGAAAAAAACUCGCAACCCCAGGGCUUGAACUCGGGAACUCGCGUCAGUGCCGACUCGGUAUCUUGGACACAGCCAUUAUGGGGACCCCCCUACCACCCCCUAAACAAGUGAGAGAGUCCCAGCCCAAGAGGGUGAUGAACCCAUGUUCUCAUCAGUGGUGGUUCUUUGCCUCUGACGUGGCCAUUGUGGACCCCCUGAGAGAGACCUAGGCAAUGGGGCUUUGAACCGCGAGGAACUCAUCAGUGCUGGCUCAUGGCAGUCGGGGGUUCUCCAGAGUGAUCUUGGUGGUGGCACGAUUGCUGGAGGAAGGAAUUCAAGCGAUCACCCGUCGACAUCACCACCUCCGCUCAUCCUCUAGGCUCGCACAGUGUCUGCGUCCGUUAAAGAGUUAGGCCGGCCUGCACUGUGGUCAGAGGCCCUCGUCUCACCAUCAGAAGCUCAUCAUCAACAUCACACCGUGGUUGAUAAGUAAGGUACUGAGUAUGUGGUUAUAUAAACUAUUAAAGACUGACCCUUAAUAUUGGUACAUUUUAUUGCCACUAAGGGCUUGGGGCCAUUGGCAGCGAUGAACUCUAUUGCUUGUUUAAGCAGGGAGACAUCUUUGGGGUAACUGCGGGAGUUUGAUUAGGUCUUGGGUUAUCGUUAGUGUAUCGUAUGGGUUAGAUUUUGCGAUAUUUAGGGUUUAGGAAUAUUCUCUCUCCCACCUGAAGACGAUUGCUUGUGUGGCGAUCAAAACGUCGUGAUCUAUUAUUUUUUUGACCUACGUGACUACCGCUAGAACCAAAGAGUGGAUUCCUGCAGUCACGAAGGCUUCAAAUCUAGAUUUAAGAAGGUUAGGGUUAAUAUUAAUUGUUUUUUUAUCAAUUGCCUGUGACCAAAUCACAUGGCAUGCACCCAGUCUCAUCAGAUCUUGGAGGCUGUGGGGUUGAGCCUGAAUAGUUCUUGUAAUGGGCGACCACCACCGUGGACAACACAUUCUAGGCCGCUGUGGAGCUACGUUGUCAGCCGAGGGCAGUGCAGCAAAAUCAUUGUUGUAUUGUACAUCGCUUCAACGUCUGCUUCCCGCCUUCAACUGGCACUGACCAUGAUUGGGAAGUACCGUGGGGAGGCCCUCAUCCAGCAGUGGAUUUACAGAAGGGCUGUGUGUGAACUUGCUAACCACAUUUAUGGAGUAAUUUUUUUUAGCGUGCUAUCUCCCUCUGCUGGAUAUGGGUGGAAAGGUUGCAAAGUAACUUUGUUUAACCAGGUGAGAGAGAGAGAGCUCAGGGGACCAGGGUAGUCUUUGAUUUGUAGGAGUGAUGUGGGGCAUUCGUCUGCCAAUAUUGGGGGGGGGGUGCAAUGAUUGUUGUGUAUGGUCCCAAUUUAGUAAUUUCUGCUAUCAUUUUCAAAUUUGGCAAAUUUGGACCCUGUUGCUGGCACACAAUCGCCUACUCUUGCGAAUGACUUUCGGCGGGGGGGAAUCUUUAACGGCCACCGCGAGUGAAGCAGACGAUGAGUAGUGGGGAUCUUUACGGCCGUUUCUGCCAGCAGUAAUAAUAACCGCAAACUAAGCUACUUGGUGUGGGUUGCUGCGAUAACCGUGUCCGUUUUUUACAUAAUUUUUUUAUGGUUACCGUUGCUCCUUAAAAACAUUUAAAUAACAAAACAACUUUCAUAUAUUCUAUCUGGACAUAAAUAGCCUCUUUGGAAGAUGUGUUCCGGAGUAACUGACGGCAUAGCGAUUAUAUGCGAUCGUCAUAAUUGUCCUGAUUAUUUGCAUAUGUGUUUUUUGUGUACCGAACAUCAUAUGCGUGCGUGAUAAGCGCUCAUAGAUUGAUAAUUGGGAAGACUUUGCGGAAAGCUUGAGCAAACAAACAAGGUUAUGGGAAAACUAAUUUGGUGAUAAUGAUGGCAUCAUCGUGAAACCAUCGCAGCAACCCUACUUCUGGUGCACAACUGGUAAUCCAAAUGAUAAAAUCACCUUCGCUCACUUUUGUCUGCAGUGCCGGUUCAUAACGACGCGUAGGCCGCCAACGUUUGUCGAUCCACCGUGAAGCAGGUGUGUGCCGUAUCACCCAUCGUCAUCGACCGUGAUCAAUCCGCCGCCGGACGAAGGUUCUCCACAAGCCCUCCGUCGUCAUCCCCCUCAUGGUCACGCGAUGCGACAAUCCACCCCAGCUCCUGCACCCGAGCCGAUCUCAUCGCUCCAUCGCCGCGGUGGACGGCGUCUUGGGCGCCGUUCCCUCCUUUCACGCCCACCGGCCGUCAUCCCUUCUAGCGACGCGUCCUGCUUCAAACCCGCUUACUAGUCUCGGCAGCCGAAAUAAUGUCUAACUUGUGUGUGUCCUCGAAGCCACAUGUUCCUCCGCUUUGUCUCCCCGGCGUGAUCACAAGCAUCCAUCUCCUGCGUUCCUCUUUGCGCACUUUGAGCUUUUUGUUUGGUCGUUUUCAUCCGUGUCUCUGAUCCCAAUGUCGUCGCAGCAGGUUUCCGUAGACACGUUGUUGUGGUACGUUACUUUUCAUCAUGCAGUCGUUUUUCAUUAUCAACCCCCAUUCUCCUCUGCCUCUCUGAUCUCAAUCCACCUCCAAUAGCCUGCACUAGUACAUACAUAUUCGGUGUUUUGCAGCUGUGCCCAACUGUCGAGACAUCUCUGAUCUUUUCAGUGAAUUUGUACACGAUUUUUUGGCUUAUUUUUUUACAACCUUGCUGCCUUUUGCUUGUUCAGCACUUCUGACAUUUCCUGUAGUUCAUUCCUAUCGGACAUUGUGUUCAUGGCUGUGUCGUCAACUAAUCUUUUAAGACGGGUUAAUGUUUUCUCCAUUUUAUGUCAGCAAAUGUUCUCUCUUGUCUGAUUUUCAGAAAGCAUCUCUCCUAAUGUCGCUGUGAAUGACUGGUGGGAGCGCAUUUCCUAGUCACACUCCCCUUUUGCAUUUUAGUAGUUCACAUGAAAUUAGUGUGGCUGUUACCAUAUCUGUAAAAGGAUUUUAUUACUUCUAAAUGUUUUAAUAUUAAGGCCUGGGUGUGCAAGAGGCUCGGAUGACUUACGUCGAUUUUACAAACGCUAGACAGUUGUAUUUUAAAGUAAUUAGCCUUUUUUUUUACAGAUUAUGAUCGGCGGUGUGUAUUCGUCGUUGAUAGAGAAACCUUGCCUUGCCACCGACGUGUUUUGGUUUUUCCGCUAGUCUGUUUCGAGUCCUCUUUGUGAACGUUUUAUACUCGUGCGAUAGUAAGAGGAUAAUAGGUCUAGUUCUUAAAUUAAAGUCUUAUCUAACUUUUUUUAAUAGAAGAAUGAUUGAAGCAUCAUUCCAUGAAUGAAGUAUUUAAUUUCUGUGUAAACGAUCGAUAUAGUUUAGCUAUUUUUUUUAUUUUGUUGCCGUUUCAGAUUAUAUACGUAUACCGUAUACACAAUACUGCUGUAAAUGUAUUAUCUUUACGAUAAUAUACAGUACGUGUGUUUACCCAGUAAAGCCUCACGAAAGA
Messenger RNA from Petromyzon marinus (sea lamprey), 7218 nucleotides. RefSeq names its product RNA-binding protein Nova-1-like. Gene Ontology annotation, molecular function: RNA binding. Lineage: Eukaryota; Metazoa; Chordata; Hyperoartia; Petromyzontiformes; Petromyzontidae. The record is from RefSeq and is a predicted model, not a curated record.